Acanthochromis polyacanthus (spiny chromis) is the source of this 2332-nucleotide messenger RNA. RefSeq names its product immunoglobulin lambda-1 light chain-like. Lineage: Eukaryota; Metazoa; Chordata; Actinopteri; Pomacentridae. Bases 337 to 1296 code for a protein of 319 amino acids. The transcript has 5 exons. The record is from RefSeq and is a predicted model, not a curated record.
CAGAUAACAGUCUGUGUCACUAAAUUGACCACCAACCUGAAUGUGUUUGUGGGAACAUGAAUGUUUUGAGUCUUUGUGCAUGAUGUGAAGCAGAUUUAGUGGAUCUGCCGUCAGCUUUAAAUCCAGAGCAUGAAAGCACACAGCAGCUUGAGCUGAGCUGUCAGUCAGCAGCAGCAGCCUUAUCUGUGGGCCGCUAACAGGGGCUGAUGGGAGCUUUGAGGAGCUGUUAGAAAGCACGUGGCCUGCUCUGCUCUCACAGCUCGUCCUUGUUUGGCCUCAGCUGCAUCACAGCUCCGCUUGUGCUCAGCUUCUCCAGAGGAAACACCACUGCACAAGAUGCUUCUCCUCCCAGCUGCUGCUCUGUGCUGUCUGUGUUCAGCGCUGGUUGCCAUGGCAGCACAGCCGAUUCAGGACGAUUUGACUUUGACCAGGAGAGUCGGAGAAUCAGCCUCCUUCAUCUGUCAGACUGAUCAGUGUGGUAAUGAGUAUGUCCGCUGGUUCCAGAAGACAGAAACAGAAACAUUCAGAGUGAUUCUUAGGAUUAACAGGAAUAAUGAUAAAAUAGAUUUACGUGACAGUCAUCCUGAGAAAAAUGAUUUCUCAGCUGUGAAUAAACAGAACGGUGUUGAGUUGAAGAUAGAGAAAGUUAAACUCCAACAUUCAGCCACCUACUACUGCUUCUGUUGGAUAUCAGGAAACGAUUACUUUACCUUUGGCUCUGGAACUAAACUGUAUGUAACAGGUGAGCAGGUAGUGAAGCCCGUGGUGAGCGUGUACCCAGCAGCAUCCAGAGUCCACCUGGAGGGGAGCAGCUCCCUGCUGUGUCUGGCCUCAGCCAUGUUUCCUCCUCUGGUCCGCUUCUCCUGGAAGAAGGACGGCCAGCCGGUGAAGCUGUCCUCUACUGAGGCAGAGCAGCUGGAGAUCAGAGAGCCGGGACGCAGCGCCUCCAUCUUGCUGAUCCAUCAGCAACAGGACAGCACAUAUAAAUACAGCUGCUACGUCCAGCACGAGGGGGGACCAGUGGAGGCCCAGACACAACAAGUUUCAGAGCUUCCUGAGCUUCAACAACCAACAGAUUCUCCAACAACCUCUGUUCCUUCAGAGAGAGAUCCAACAACCUCUGUUCCUUCAGAGAGAGAUCCAGCAGCCUCUGUUCCUUCUGAGUCUCAGGUGAAUCUGCUCUGUCUGCUGUCCACAGUGCUGAUAGUGAAGAGUCUGGUGUUCUGCUGUGGACUCUCUCUGCUGAUGAUCCUCACAAACAAGGGACCGUCCACCAACUGCACACAUGCUGACUGACUGUUUGCUGCUGGACUUUUCUCACCGUCACAUCUCAUCAAUACGUCUCAUUCAUCUCUUUGAUCAGUGAUCACAAAUGAUAGCUUUGACGUGUUGUUCUUGGCUGUAAAAUGCUUCUCUUACAGUUUUUCUCAGUCACUUUGGUACAUUUCUCAAAUCAUCCUCAACAUUUCCAUCACAGGAAGUGAAUUUCUCAAAACAAUUCAUACAAACAGCAAAACAUCAUAAAUUACCUUCUAAAGCCAGUCUGUUGCUCAAAAUCCUUCGUUCAUCUCUCUAAAGUAAAUAUCUGUGUCAAUGAACAUGUCAGUGCAUCAGAAUGAUCAGUCCUUGUGUCAUUGUGUGGAUAAAACAGUCAGAUUGCUGAGUCAUGUUGUCAUUCUAACAGUGUUCUCUGGAGGGAUGUUCUGAUGUAAACUAUGGAUAAAGUUUUGAUGACAGUUAUUGUAAAUUGUAAGUUCCAUCUUAGUGUAUGUGGGAGAUUGAUUGUAAGAGACUGGACAAGAUUCACAUUUACUCUUUGACUGUUUGUGUUGUAGUUUGUUGACAGACCACGUCAUUGUGAUACAGAAAGGAGAACAGAGCUGCACAGCACAAAGAAAAAACAUGUUGUGGGGGUGAGACUAUUCAACAGAGAGCCGUUAUAAUACAUUUAGAUCAACAUGACAGAAGCAGCUGAUAAUGUAGGAAACAGCAGAGAAUUGUACAGAAUCAUUGCAUGGAUGAACCAAAGCAUUUAUAACUUGUUCAGAGAAAUGAGAAACUGAUUUUUGAUGUGAACAAGUGACACAAUGAUGUGAAGAUUGAAGAAGUAGUUUGAGAAUUUAAGUUCUGAUCUGAGAAAUGAAGCAAAGAGAAAAACUGUAACUCACAUGUUUGAUGGUCAUCCUGUAAACACAGAUAUUCACAAACAUAUUUUCAGUUUUUCUGUUUAAAUUCUGCAGGACAGUGUUGCUUUGAUGUUCUGGUCUUGUAAUCUCUUGAUAAAGUUUUAUGUAAAGUGCAGCAAAUUGAUCAAUAAACUCAAAUAAUUACA